Caenorhabditis elegans is the source of this 1087-nucleotide messenger RNA. RefSeq names its product Protein kinase domain-containing protein (gene C04G2.10). NCBI's taxonomy places the organism in Eukaryota, Metazoa, Nematoda, Chromadorea, Rhabditida, Rhabditidae. The record is from RefSeq and is marked reviewed. Gene Ontology annotation, biological process: chromatin remodeling. The transcript has 4 exons. The coding region runs from base 59 to 1027 and encodes 322 amino acids. Gene Ontology annotation, molecular function: ATP binding.
GGAGUUGCUAUGCUCCGGUUUGUCUGAGUUCCCGUUAAAACUUUUGGCGGGAAUUCAAAUGUCUCCGAUUUUUUCUCUUAAAAUCUUCCAAAAUUUUCUGUUUGAGACUAAGAAAAAAAAAAUGAAUGCCGUUGCUGAAGUGAAAGGAAGACGCGGUGUCCAGCAAAAGAAAAACGAAAAACAAAAUGAGUACAAAAGAAUUGGAAGAGAGAAAAAGCUUGCUGAUGAUUCGCGAUGUUAUGGGAAUAUCCUGGAUCUUGUCAAGAGAAAGAAGGUCACAAACUGGACCCAAACGCGGCUGGUAGUUGAGGGCAAACUGGGGGAAGGCCUGCGUGGCAUUGCAUACAAGGUUAAGCACCGAAACACCAUGAAGUGUUUGAAGUUAUUGCCACUCAGCUGGACCUCAAGAAACAAGGAAGCUCUCGAAGACUUGGUCGCGCUCAGAUCACUCAAAACUAUCAAGAAAGAGACUCCAAACUACUUGACAUUCUUCGAUUCUUUUGUUCUCACGAACCUGCCAGCCUCAACUCAAGACAAGCUCAAUCAACUUGAUCCACAAUGCCCAGCUACUCACUACCUUGGACUCCUGGUCGAACUGGGAUCAAACAGUUUGGACAAUACAAUGCUGACAACCGCAGUCGAAGGAUUAUCGAUUGUCAAGCAGCUUGUGCUCUCUCUUGUCAUUGCGAAGCGACGUUUGGAUACCAACCACAAUGACGUUCAUCCAGGGAACGUGCUCGUAAAGCGUUCAGCAUCACCGAAAACUCUGAAGUACACCCUGGAUGGCAAGGUGAUCCGCAUCCCUUCGCAUGGAUUGGUCGUCGGAAUUAUCGAUUUUUCGGAGGCGUCGUUUGGCAGAGCCAACGGCAAUUCGGACGUGGGCUUCCUCAGUUUCAUUACUGAGGAAAUUUCGAAAACAUUGUCGAAAGCUGAAAAUCGGACAUUCCAAACAGCUAUCGAUGGGCUCACCGAUGCAAGGAGCAUCACAGCCAUCUACCCGAACGCCAGCAUCUUCAAAAAGCACUGAACUCCUUCUCUCUUUUAUUAUUUUAUUCUUUCUCUUUUUAAAUAUAUAAAUUUUCCCUUG